Messenger RNA from Gopherus evgoodei (Goodes thornscrub tortoise), 551 nucleotides. It is a transcript of the gene RPL36A, whose product is annotated as ribosomal protein L36a. Lineage: Eukaryota; Metazoa; Chordata; Testudines; Testudinidae. Gene Ontology annotation, molecular function: structural constituent of ribosome. Gene Ontology annotation, cellular component: cytosolic large ribosomal subunit; ribosome. Bases 183 to 503 code for a protein of 106 amino acids. The record is from RefSeq and is a predicted model, not a curated record. The transcript has 5 exons. Gene Ontology annotation, biological process: translation.
UCAUCCUUCUCAGAAAUAUCUGCUUCUCUCCAGUAGGUGGCGCACUGCUCGCUGCUGCCACACUCCAUGGGCGCCAUUCGGCGCUCUGGUUCGCCUCUUUCACUCUAUUGUUCCGCCUUAGUGUUUAUUCUCUUCCGCUUCCGGGUCACGUUCCUUCUUUCCGUGCCAUCGCUGCCGGCAGGAUGGUGAACGUCCCCAAAACCCGCAGGACUUACUGCAAAAAAUGUGGAAAGCACCAGCCCCACAAAGUGACCCAGUACAAGAAGGGCAAGGACUCUCUCUAUGCUCAGGGAAAGAGGAGAUAUGAUCGGAAGCAGAGUGGUUAUGGUGGUCAGACAAAGCCUAUCUUCCGUAAGAAGGCCAAAACCACAAAGAAGAUUGUGCUGAGGCUUGAGUGUGUGGAGCCCAACUGCAGGUCCAAGAGAAUGCUUGCCAUUAAGAGGUGCAAGCACUUUGAGCUGGGAGGAGACAAGAAGAGAAAGGGCCAGGUGAUCCAGUUCUAAACUCCAUCCUGUUCAUUGUUAUGGAAUCCAUUAAAGUUUGUAAAAGAA